Molecule: messenger RNA, 3649 nt
Organism: Boeremia exigua
Lineage: Eukaryota; Fungi; Ascomycota; Dothideomycetes; Pleosporales; Didymellaceae
Exons: 2
Coding region: 109-3552 (1147 amino acids)
Source: RefSeq, a predicted model, not a curated record
GCUUGCCUCGUCCGUAUGUUUAGCGGCACCACGUGGCUCACGUCCAGCAAUGUCAAAAAGUAACGACACCAAAGCUCACACCAGUCACUCCGCCACCACAAAUCAAGCAUGGCGUCGAACUUCUGUUGUAUCGCAGAGCAGGAGGGUCGACCGGACUCACCAGAGUUACCCAAUGCUCGUCUAAACGGCACUACGCCUGCAAAACAACCUCUGUUACCAAAGCUACCUGGGUCCUCAAACUCUCGCUUUACGAGCUUUCGAUCCGACGAACUUCACGAACUUCACCAGAUCUUCGAUCGUGCUCAAGAUGGCGCAGACGACAACACCACUCCUGCCCGGGCAUCUCGUGCACGGUUCAGCCGUGCAUCGGUCUACAGCCUGCACAGCUUGCACAAGAUGACAAGCAUGCGUUCCUUGAUAAGGCGAAGGUUUUCGCGAGAUCUGACAAAGAAAGAAUCGGCCUUCGAGAUCCACACCGAGGCAACGGAGAGCGUCAUCACGAGCGAUCACGACACUGUGGUCAAGAUCUCGAAGAUCGAGGCUACUCAGCAACUUCAAAUCACGAAGCACGACCUGCGCAAGGAUCUACUCAGCGAUAAGAAGCCAGAUCAAGGCGGUUACGACUCGGAUGCUGAGAUACUUGGCGUUUUAGCACGUAAUGCCGGCAAGAAAACACCCAGCAAAAGAGCGAGCAUACACACCGUCCGAUGGUCACCAUCUACUGGCAGCAAAUCAACGCCAGAAUCUUCAACCAAAAGCCGCACCGAUGGUGAACGUGGUCGCCACGAAAUACCGCCUUACCAGAUCCAGAAGCCUCCAGCUGUCUCACUGGCCACCCGCGUCGGCCAUGUCUUCAGCACACCGAACCUACGCGUAGACGUCUCAGGUGGGAGAAACUGUGCGUUUAGACGCUCUCAGUCUGCCACGUCAAUAGGUCUUCCACAAGUGCUGCCUCUGUCACCACUGUCACCGUUGCGACUUCCUAGUCUUACCGAUCAUGACCAAAACGGGAUCCCCUGGGCUGAAACAAUCAAUGAAAGUCUUCGUCUCUCGCAAUUCCCACCCCCACCAGAUCAUCUUAGUCCUCGAGGCUCACAAACAUUACCACUGCCCGAUGAGGCCGUUAAAACAACACAAUGCGGGAGCCAAAAAUCUAGCCCUGAUGAAGGAGACCCAAUACAAAGACCGAGCAAGUUGGCUACAGCUGCUGCCCAACCAGUCGGAAUCCAUAUCCAACCACCGACUUCUAUGGCCAGUCCCCGCCCGAUCAACUUCGUUCGUGGCACACUCCAAACAAAUGCACAACCUCUUUACGUUGAGGAAGCCAACGAGAAAGAAUGUGAGAAGGAGGACAACUCACGUCAUUCGGUGCAUCUCUAUAGUAUGCGCAUCUCGCACCAUUUACGCUCCGGUUCACUGCUCUCAUGGGAGCAGCUAGCUGAUGCACCCGUACUCCCCUCACCAACGCAAACAUGCCAUGAUCGAACCACUUCCGAUCAGAGUGGCAUGUCCCAAAUGAGCAGGCAGAUAAUUAGACAUGAGCGGCAAACGUCCAGCUCAGAAUUCGCGAGCUCACAGGUGCCAUCUAGAUGGGGCAAAGUCUUGCUUGGGGAUCACGACGUCCGAAGCGAUAUGGCAUCUUCCAUCUAUUCAAGCCGACCACAGAGCCCCCCUGACAGCUUUGUCGCAUCCUUGACUAGUUUAGGUCAAGUAGGCACGGCUUAUGACAACUCCACUGGUAAACCUAUCCAUCUUCCUCGAAUCCGUCGAUCGAACUCUCCCCCAACCGACAACGAGGAAACACCUCGGGCGGCACCACGAUAUGGGUCUUCGAACCUGAGAUCUGUACAAGGUGCACCCUUGACGGAGUCUUUGUCAGGAACACCUGUAUCACUGGCACGAAAAAAUAGCGUUGCAGAUACCAAGAAGUCCAAGUUCCGCGAAGAGUUCAGCCCUUCCCCACCGCGAAGGAGGAUUGCCCCAUCUGAAUCGAUUGUCAAGUUCCUGAACCUGAAGCGACUCAGUGGUAGAAGCCAGAGCGCAGCAUCUCUGAUACCUGAACCUCUUAUUCAAAGAGGUGACGCUACCUUCGAUGAACUCGACGUUCCGACCAGCCGAGAACGACGACAGUCGCAGUCUAUGAUGAGCCUACAAGCGGAACAGAGUGCUUCAUGCAAAUUCAAGGGCCCCAAUCAUGUUUGGGACCAAGCACUGAAAGCCCAUCAAGAAGAGAAAGCAUCUUUAUUCUUACCCAUAAAUCGCGACCUGGCUGCACGUGCCAGUCCCUUCCGCGAACGCAGCGGAAGUGUUAUGACUCGCCAUAGCGCGAACGAAAGCAGCGCUCCAGUAACGUCAGAUCCUCGGACUGUAUCUGGGAAUCUUUUCACUCCAUCAUAUAGUCCGUCUCCGAUACCGAAUCUCUACACAGAUGAUGAGCUGUGCCAUUCCCGUUUCGUCUCACGAAGAAGUGCCAUAACGGACGUCAAGGCAGGAAGCGUUGAUCGAGAGGUCUCCGUCAUUUUCGAGAAGCAAGGUGAUAACCCUGAUAUCGUAGGAGCAUGGGGUCGAUAUCCUUCGCAUACUCGCGAAGAUCGCGCCAACUCCGCCAGCAAAUCAGACCGUGUGGCGAGCCGCGAUUUUGCGCUCGAAGCUGCGAUCAAGUUUGCAUCCGCUCAAUAUGUCGAUGAAGAUAUGAUCGAUCCCACUGAGCGUAUACCCUCUACGCCACUGACACCAGGAGAUAAGAGGAGAAAGAAGAAAGUAGGCGGUGAACGUAUGGCAAAAAGCAACUCUAUGACGUUUGGCAAGAUGUUCAUGAAGAACUAUUCGAACAUUUUCAAGAGCUCUUCCCUUGAGUUCAGGAAGCAUGGGCGAAACCAUCGCAGUUCCAUUGCAACUGGCGGUGUGUUGGAGUUUCCAGAGCUUGAGCUACUUCCUGAAGUAGGGAAACAGGGAUACUCUGUUGAUGGUAGUAGCUAUGGGAGUCUUGGCCGGCACCACUCAACGACAAGACGUCGUCGUACCAGUGAUGGUCAUCCCGCAAAUGAGUUGCAGAUGCUUGAUUCUUCGACUACGUUGCGGCCUAGGCGGAAUUCUUCAGCACCGAAUCUCAACUUGCUUACUUAUGACGGUACGAAUGAAGAUCAGCAAGGAAAAGAUAACGCUCGCGUCUGGUCCAUCUACUACGAUGAUUGCGUUCCCUCAUAUCCUCGCGCUAGUAUCGACAGUUUUGGUCCAGCUCGGUUCGCUUUCGAGAGCCGAAACCCAUCUUUGCGAUCACGCACCAUGCUUGGGCGCUCAACAAAGCACUCACGCGACAACAGUCGGUUGAGCUACGCCAGUUUUGUUAGCCGAGGAAGUGCACGCCCAUAUGCCAAGCCUCAGGAAGAGGAUGAUGACUUCGCAGAGAAGAAGAGCGUGGUCAGCGUUCGGCACAGCACUAUGGAUUUGAUAUCGAAGUUCAAAGAACAAGAGAUUGCCGAGCAUGAGAGAGUGCUCUCUAUGGGAAGACCAGGGAGCCGUUACGGGAGUGGAGCAUUGGCAGCGCUGUAGGCUUGUGGGUUGGACGACCGGGUCGUAUGCGAUACGUUUGUAUUCCUACUUGCAAGUCUGUAUGGAUAGAAACAAUUAUGUCUUUCUCCGAACGAGG